AUGCACACGCAGGUGUCUGUGACGGUUGGGUUUGGUGGGGUGAGCGACCCUGCUGUGAUUGCUGGCAGCCCUGGCGCGGACUUUGAUGUGCCGGAUGACCGGUACGAGCUUCGGUUCCAGGUUGUUGAUGCGGCUGCAGCUUAUCCUCUUGCACUUUCGGCGCUGGAUGCUGCACGCGUGCCCACCGUGUCUGUGACGGUGCGGAACAACCUUGUGGAAGCGAUCAUUGUAAACGCCAGCCGGGUUCGAGCUCUUGCCAGCCAACCACAACUUGUUCCCGGGAGUAUUGACGGACCAGUUUCUCGCGAUGCUCAACUGACAGCGGAGGAUGCCGCUGAAGCUGUACACCGGCUUGUGGCAGCAGGCCUUCUUGAUGGCGAAGUCCUUGGACGGCGUGUGAUUGCGACAAGUGUUGCAGCCGCUCCUGGAACUGUCUCCACGAUGGUUGCUCCUGUUUCCACGUCUACUUCUGCGUCAGCACCCAUUUUCACUGCUUCCCAACCAGCCGGAAAUCCGCACACGUCUGUGGCCGCGUGGCCUGUUGCCGUGGGUGUGGCUGUCGCUGCAAUUUUAGUGGUCACACUUCUUGUGCUUGUUGUGCGCAUGCGUCGCAACCGCAUUCAGCUCAAGUCAACAAGUUCAGCACGAGGCCAACAGCAAUCAGACAUGCCCCUGUAUGAGAACCCGCUGUUCACUCCGAGCACAGGCGACGGCGCCGCAGCUGCUGUGCCGGUUGUCAGGGCACAGCACGCGUGGGAUGACACCACGUAUGACACGCAGGCAGCAAGCCAGCGCGGUGGCACGCCACGGCUGCGUGCACGCUGCGAUGGUCUCCAGUCGGGGUACUGUGAAACGAACUUCAACGCGAAUGCAGACGCAGCAUAUGAUGUUGUGCGGCAGCCGACGUCCUUUGCAUUACACCGGUGGGGCGACGAGGAGUACGACAUUUAACUAACGCAUGCUGCGUGUGACGAUGCUCGCAUGCUUCUGACUCUGCGUCGCACGGGUUUCGUUAGUUGUGCUGCUGGUGCUGGCUGAGUGAAAUGUGUGCUUGUGGCUGGGUGGUUUCAAGGGGUUUGCAGUGUUUGGCUUGGCCAAGCGUGAGGGGUCUACAUGUGUUUUGCUUGAUCUGUUGAUUGAUGAUAAGCUUGGAUUUGGGGUGUUUUUUUUUUCGGGUAAGCGCUCGUCGAGUGCUGUUCCUCGUUGGUUAUCUCUUUGUGCUUCUUGCACCUCUUUGCACCUCUUUGUUCUUGCCAGCAGUUACAUUACACAGCAGUACACAUCACAAGGGC
Salpingoeca rosetta is the source of this 1292-nucleotide messenger RNA. RefSeq lists its product as uncharacterized. The transcript has 5 exons. NCBI's taxonomy places the organism in Eukaryota, Choanoflagellata, Craspedida, Salpingoecidae. The coding region runs from base 1 to 951 and encodes 316 amino acids. The record is from RefSeq and is a predicted model, not a curated record.